Messenger RNA from Rhizopus microsporus ATCC 52813, 1107 nucleotides. RefSeq lists its product as uncharacterized. The coding region runs from base 1 to 1107 and encodes 368 amino acids. Gene Ontology annotation, molecular function: isomerase activity; carbohydrate derivative binding. Gene Ontology annotation, biological process: carbohydrate derivative metabolic process; carbohydrate metabolic process. Lineage: Eukaryota; Fungi; Mucoromycota; Mucoromycetes; Mucorales; Rhizopodaceae. The transcript has a single exon. The record is from RefSeq and is a predicted model, not a curated record.
AUGUUUACAAUAACAGAUGAUAUCAUUGAUAAUACAACCAAGAUCUUAAUUGAAGAGUCCAAGGCAAUAACAAAAACUGCUGAAAGAUUAAAGUCCAAUGCAGAUACAAAAGAAGGAUACUAUCAAGCAAUUUACCUAAUGUUUAAAGCGCUGGACGUUGGAGGAAAGGUUGUAGUGACCGGUGUAGGCAAAUCAGGCAAGAUCGGUGAGAAGAUCGUAGCAACCAUGUUAUCAACCGGCACAAGUGCAACGUUCCUUCACCCUGUCGAAGCACUUCACGGGGAUCUCGGUGUUGUUCAGCCAAACGAUGUUGUCUUGGCCCUAUCCUUUUCUGGCAACACAGAGGAAUUGUUGAUGCUGUUACCCAGUUUAAAACAUCGAAAUAUACCCGUCAUUGGCCUUGGUGGCAACCCUAACAGUAAACUUGCAAAAGAGUGCGCAGCAUGGAUUGACGGCUACGUUCAAUCUGAAGCAGGCGGUUCUCUCCCUGCACCAACAUGCUCAACAACAGUGGCAUUGGCAUUAGGUGAUGCCAUUGCCCUAACAUUGGCUAAGCUUUGCGGGUUUACUACCGACGGUUUUGCGCUAAAUCAUCCAGGAGGGUCACUUGGUCGCCGUCUGUUACUCAAAGUGUCCGAUGUUUGUAUUGACCCUGUUAAAGUGGCCUGUGUAACCCCUGAAAGUUCGCUAAACAUUGUUAUCAUGGAAAUGACAAAGCACCCUCAAAGCUCGGGUGUUAUUGUCCUCGCAGAAGACGAAGAAGAAGAAGGAUUAUCAGAAGAGAUGAGUGACAGCUUUUACCCUUCGCCUCCACUAUCUGCUGCUUCCUCUGUUAUUGAAGAUAAUCGACCUAACAAGAUCGUUGGUAUUGUCACACAUGAUGAUAUCCACAGAAUUUUGAAGUCUAAAGAAUCCAGAAAUGAUAUAUUUGAUAUUUGUGCAGCAGAUAUCAUGACACCGAAUCCCCUUGUCUUUAGUGAAGAUGCUCUUGCCUCUGAAGCCUACACAUAUAUGCUCAAACAUAAUAUACCACUUUUACCUAUUGUUAGUAAAUCUAAUGGCUGGACUGGGAUCGUCACAUUGAAGGAUCUACAAGAACUAUUCUAG